Fusarium coffeatum is the source of this 1356-nucleotide messenger RNA. RefSeq lists its product as uncharacterized. The transcript has 2 exons. Lineage: Eukaryota; Fungi; Ascomycota; Sordariomycetes; Hypocreales; Nectriaceae. Bases 1 to 1356 code for a protein of 451 amino acids. Gene Ontology annotation, cellular component: nucleus. The record is from RefSeq and is a predicted model, not a curated record.
AUGGCCCCGUCAAGUGACGAAAUCCGGCAAGCACUGCUUGAUGCGACUUAUCAAGUCUAUCAAGCUACACCCGAAGAGACUACAGUAAACAAAGUCCGCAAGCAGACCGAAGAGAAUCUCGGUCUCGAUGAUGGUUUUCUGUCGAGUGAAGACUGGAAGAAGAAGAGUAAGGAUAUCAUCAAAGAGAGAGUCGAGAAACUUAUGGAUGGAUGGACUCCCGAGGAGAAGAAGGAAGAUGCUUCAGACGGAGAGGACGAGAAGGCUGCCGGCAUGAAACGUUCUUCUCCAGAGGCCGAAUCCCCUCAGCCAAAAGCCAAGCGUCAGAAGCGUUCGCCUAAGGCAAAGCCUGCGCCUAAAGCAAAAUCGAAGAAAGCUGCCAAAAAGGGAGAAUCUGAUGCAGAGUCUGAGCCCACUGAAUCUAGCGAGCUCAGUGAGCUGAGCGACAUGAGUGAAGUGGAAAAGCCCCAAAAGAAGCGGAAGCAAGCAGCACCAAAGAAAGCGGCACCCAAGAAGGCAGCACCAAAGAAGACAGCGCCGAAGAAAGCGGCACCAAAACGCAAAUCAAAGAAAGCCGUCUCCGAAGAUGAGGACGAAAAUGAAGAUGUUUCCAUGAACUCGGAUGCUGGAACGCCUUCAGAAAAGGAAGAUGAGGUUAAAAAGGACGAAUCAGCUGAUGAGAAGGCAAAGACUUCUGCAGAUGACCAAAAUGCGGAUGAGGGAGAAGGAAAGUCACCCGCAAAAGGAGGCGAGGACAAACCGGUUCUUGACGAUGAAUCAGAGCUGUCAGACGUGCUCGAUGAGCCCCCAAAGCCCAAGCGCAAGAAGAAGGAAAAGAAGGAAGGCGCAAGCAAACCAGCAAAAGCACCUAAGGCCGCCGCAAAGAAGAGUUCUGUGUCAGACGACCCCAACACUGAGGAGAUCAAAAGACUACAAGGCUAUCUUGUGAAGUGCGGCAUUCGAAAGCUCUGGCACAACGAGCUGAAACAGUAUGGUGAUGACGCUAAAGCCAAAAUCCGCCACCUGAAGAAGAUGCUCUCCGAUGUUGGAAUGGACGGCCGCUUUUCAGAAGCCAAAGCGCGAGAGAUCAAGGAGAGACGUGAACUCCUUGCCGAAGUUGAAGCUGCUCAAGCAAUGAGUUCCAUGUGGGGUGUCGAGACAAGUGGCCGUGCAAGCCGAAGUAAGAGCAAGGGCAAGAAGAUUGUUGAGAGCGACGGUAGUGACGCCGAGAACAACGACAACAAUGAUAAUGAUGAUGACGACGACGACGACGAUGAAGGAGAGAGCUCAUAUGCCGCGAGACGUAAGAGAGCCAGGGCGGAUUUGGCAUUUUUGGGCGAUGAUUCCGAGUCCGAGUAA